Molecule: messenger RNA, 1938 nt
Organism: Adineta steineri
Lineage: Eukaryota; Metazoa; Rotifera; Eurotatoria; Adinetida; Adinetidae
Source: the annotation of a GenBank genome assembly
AUGUAUAAUCAAGAAUAUGAUCCGUCGGAUAUUGAAUCACUCUCAUCAGGAACAUCAAAUACAUCAGUUAUGACAUCUCGUGCAACAACAAUACCAAAUUCAUGGAGUGCAACAACUCUACAACAAAAAUUACAACAACUAGCACAAUUUAAUAUUCAUCCGCUCGAUGAUGAUCAAUCAUCUGAUUCGACAGAUGCAACUGUACAGUUUAUUACUUCGAUGAAUAAAAGUCUUGAUACAACAAGGUCUAAUAGUAAUCAAUUAAAUGGAGUUAGUACUCAAAAUCAACAACAACAACCAUGGGUCAAUCCAUAUUGGGGUCCAAAGUUGAGUGCAAGCGUUACAGUAAAUCAACCAGAAAUAAAUCCAACGAAUAAGAAUGGCGCUCCUCAAAAUUCUUUAUCAUCUGAUCAUCUUGAUCAAAUGAUUCCUGGUUCUAUUCUAAUCAAUGAUGAAGGUGAAGUUCAUGAUUUAUCAUGGAAACAAGAUGGACAGCUUAGGCAAAGUACAUCUAGUACAUCAUUUAAUCCUGGUGGACAGUAUGUAUCAGAUGAAAGUGGUGGUGCUGGCGGUUAUCUUGCACCUACACAUAUUCAACGUCGGCCUAUAAUAACAUCACCAUCUGGACAAACGACACAUUCGGAUAAUAGCAGACCUAAUUCUUCAACUAGUGUGAAUAAUGGUGUUCGAUCGCCAUUGAAAGAAAAACAAAAUUUCCCAGGAACAACAACAAUUAAUAAUGAUAAUAACCAACCAUGGGUGAAUCCAUAUUGGCCAAAAUCAAAUCAAAAUAAUCCUGAAUAUCCACAAAAUGGUAAUCCACAACCAUCAAAUAAUUCAAAACGAAAUUCCGAAACUAAAUCACCAUUAAAUACGAAGACCACUGAAAAAUCGGCACCAUCGACUGCAACUCGUCAAAAUCCAUAUGUGAAUGGUAACGGUUCAUUGAAACAGAAGAAAGAUAAUACUGAAUUAAAUAAUUCGUUCGUAUCUCCUCGUAAAGCUCCACCAAUUCCAUCAUUUUAUGAGCGUAUUUAUCCUCCGCCAACACGAGUAUCAUCACCUGCCGUAUCGACGAAUAAAAAACAUGAAAGAAUAUAUUCUAAUGGGAAAUCUAACGUAAAUAUAAACGAUGAUAAUGAUUUGCCGUAUACAGUCGAUAAUAAUGGUGUAGUACACUAUCGAGCAACAUCUACUACACCAAAUAUUACAAAAAAGUCAGCAACAACUUCUCAAUAUCCGGUUUAUCCUUCACAUAAAUCUAAUUCACCGAAACCUAAAACGUCAUCAUUUUCACAAACAACAAAUUCUGCAAAUCCAUCUGUUUUAAAUCAUGUUACAUCGAAUACAUUUGCAAAUAUAGGAAAUCAUUAUUCAAGUUCACGUUCUAACUCUAUUACUAUUCUUACCGAAACUGAUCUAAAUAGUAUUCAUGAAGCACUUCAUUUACUUGAAACUAAUCCAAAUGCUAUACCUCUUUACGAUCCAUCUAAACAUAUGCCAACAACAAAUAUCAAUCACCACAGUCAUCCUUUAUCAUCCAUAUCUUCUCUAUUUACUUCUAAACCACAACAACAACAACAACAUAGUAAUCCUUUGUCAUCCAUUUCUCAUCUAUUUAAUUCUAAUCCACAACAGCAGCAGCAGCAACAACAACACAGUAAUCCUUUAUCAUCCAUUUCUCAUCUAUUUACUUCUAAACCACAACAGCAGCAGCAGCAACAACAACAACACAGUAAUCCUUUGUCAUCCAUGUCUCAUCUGUUUUCUUCUAAACCACAACAGCACCACCACCAACAACAACAACAAGCAGCAUUUUCACGGAAUGUACAAUACAAUUCUCAACAAGCACCAUUAUUCUCUACACCAAGUUAUCCUUCAAAUUCGAAUCAAUCUUUACAUCGUUUCAACACACUAGGAUCUGCUACCCUUAUUUGA